Messenger RNA from Sphaeramia orbicularis (orbiculate cardinalfish), 4632 nucleotides. Its product is annotated as tripartite motif-containing protein 2-like. Gene Ontology annotation, biological process: proteasome-mediated ubiquitin-dependent protein catabolic process; protein polyubiquitination. Bases 669 to 2684 code for a protein of 671 amino acids. NCBI's taxonomy places the organism in Eukaryota, Metazoa, Chordata, Actinopteri, Kurtiformes, Apogonidae. The record is from RefSeq and is a predicted model, not a curated record. The transcript is spliced from 14 exons. Gene Ontology annotation, molecular function: zinc ion binding; ubiquitin protein ligase activity; protein binding.
CUGCUGCUGCAAGCUGCAAGCUACUGGUGUUGCCGUGACGAUGAUAUCCUCCACCCCCUCCCCCUCCCUCCUACACACACACACACACACACACACACACACACACACACACACACAUACACAGAGGAGAGGGAGAAAACAAGACGCUAUCAUGACGCUAUGGCUUCAGGCUGGAAAAUGAACACACUCUGAUGCUGUGAAGAAAACAGGGACACAGCAAAUCCUGUCCUCAGUUUGAACCUUUGCCGAAUUAAAUCAACUCUGAGGUUUGUCGCUUUCCCUUCAGAUCAGACUGAAAGAGGAUUGGGCAGCAGAUUCUCCUCACACAGACCCAAGACAGACAUUUUAUAUGACAAAUAUUUUUGAAUGUCUGGAUCCCUUUUUACCUCCAGGAAUGUAGAGCGGUAAUAUUUCUGAAGUGAACUUGAGGAUUGUGGACUAAACAGAACAGGAUCAGAAGUGGAACUGGAUUCCAAAGGAGCUUCUCUCAAGGUUGAACUUGAAUUUUCCUCUGCUACAAUAUGGAAUAAAUGUUGAGAGGGAGUAAAAACACCACCCAAACUGACUAUAAGAACUCGUCUAGCUGAACGUCCAGCCCCUCCCCCUGGCUUCACAGCGGGGUAAGGGGUGUGUUCGGAGGAUUCCCCCCACCAGGCUGCUGCUCGCAGAUGGAGGCCCACCAACACUCCCCAGAUAGCAGCAGUGAGGAGUGCACCGUCCUGGAGGCGCCGCCUGGAAAAAACACCUGCACACAGCAUGCAGGGAAGGUGGCAGAACUCUACUGUUCAGCCUGUGAGUGUCCUCUGUGUGAGGACUGUCUGUCUGAACAUGAGGAGCACCCGAAGGUGGCGCUCAGCCGAGCCCUGGAGCAGCACCGCAGCCUUCUGCAGGACGGUCUGGAGGCGGUCCAGAACAGACUCCCUCAGGUGUCAGACGCUCUGUCCUUCAUUAAGGAGAUCCUCCAGCAGCUGACCAAUCAGAGAGCGUCCAUCGAGGAGGACAUCCAGUCCAGCUUUGAGGACCUGCAUAAGCAGCUGGACGUCAGGAAGAGUGUCCUGCUGAUGGAGCUGGAGGUCACCUACGGCCUCAAACAGAAGGUCCUUCAGGGUCAGGUGGACAGCCUCCUUCGGGGUGAGGGGGACAUCAUGACCACCUGCUCCCAGACGGAGGAGGCGCUGGCGGGUGAGGCGUGCGUGGCCAACCUGCAGACGGAGCGUGAGCUCGGCGAGAAGCUGGGGCAGCUGGCCGGCCUCGGGUUGCCAUGUCAACCAGAGGAGAACGACCAGCUGGACCUGGUGUUGGAGACGGAUGGGCUGAGGAAGUCCAUACACAACCUGGGGACCAUCGUCACCACCAGCGCUGUGGCGAGCCAGAGUGAAGCCAUGGGUGCAGGUUUGGAGCAGUGCGUCGUGGGACAUCCUGCUUCUGUUACCAUAGUGACCAGAGACAAGUCGGGAGGAGCCUGCAAGAGCGGCAACGCAAUUCUGUCAGCAGAGGUUUUCACUCCAGACGGCAGCAUCGUGGAUGGAGAAAUUGUCGACCACAAGAACGGGACGUACGAGUUUGUUUACACGGUGCCAAAGGAAGGCGACUUCUCAUUGGCUCUCCGUCUGUACGACCAGCAUAUCAAAGGAAGUCCCUUCAAACUGAUUGUCACCAGGGCCUCAGAUCUGGAGGUGGAGGUGUCUCCCUCCACCACCACAGCCACCAACUCAGCAGCCAACGCCACCCCGUCCACAGGCUCCUCUGAGGGGGCCAAGAGACGAGGGAAGUCCCCUGGCCAGAAGAAGAAGGGUUCUAAGAGGGCCAGUAGUGCACUGGGCACCCCACGACGCAAAACCCAGAACCCUAUCGAGGAUGAUCUCAUCUUCAGGAUUGGCACAAAGGGAAGGAAUAAAGGAGAGUUCACUAACCUUCAAGGAGUGGCAGCCUCCACCACUGGGAGGAUACUGAUCGCCGACAGCAACAACCAGUGUGUCCAGAUUUUCUCCAACCAAGGUGAGUUCAAGAGUCGUUUUGGGGUGCGGGGCCGGUCGCCAGGACAACUGCAGCGUCCCACCGGUGUUGCCGUGCAUCCCAGUGGUGAUAUUAUCAUUGCUGACUAUGACAACAAAUGGGUCAGCAUCUUCUCCUGCGAGGGCAAGUUCAAGGCUAAGCUCGGUUCUGGUAGGCUCAUGGGUCCAAAGGGCGUGUCUGUGGACCAGAAUGGUCAUGUGAUCGUGGUUGACAAUAAGGCAUGUACGGUCUUCAUCUUCCAGCUGACUGGCAAGCUCAUCACCAAAUUUGGUAGUCGGGGCAACGGGGAUAAGCAGUUUGCAGGUCCUCACUUUGCGGCUGUGAACCAGAACAAUGAAAUCAUCAUAACUGACUUCCAUAACCACUCUGUCAAGGUUUUUACUCCAGAGGGGGAGCUGGUGUUGAAGUUCGGCUCCAACGGUGAAGGAAACGGUCAGUUCAAUGCUCCCACUGGUGUAGCCGUGGACAUUAAUGGGAACAUCAUCGUGGCCGACUGGGGAAACAGCAGAAUACAGGUGUUUGACGGCAGCGGCUCCUUCCUGUCCUACAUCAACACAUCAGCGGACCCUUUGUACGGACCUCAGGGUUUGGCCCUGACGUCAGACGGACACGUGGUGGUGGCCGACUCUGGAAACCACUGCUUCAAAGUCUACCGCUACCUGCAAUGAUAGAGGCCUGAGCCGCGACCGAGAGGCGGACGACAGGUGUAGGCUGAGAUGUCAAAUCCAAUGAACCCCUGCAUGAACCUCCACGGAUACCUGUAAUGAUGAACGGGAAAGGAAGAGGAUGAGAGGCGCUUCCAUCAUUACACCAUUAAAGCCCAUUUUAGAAGAUUUUAUUCAUGAUCAGUGUUUCUGCACAGACUCUGAAAGGGUCGACCAUGUAAUUGGUCUCAAUUGUCUUAAAAAUGGUCACAACACCGAUACAGAAGUUGUUUUUUUUGCCUUCAUGGAAUAUCUGACAAAUUAGAAGAGAUGAAAUGCAGGAGUAAACGUUUCGAGGGAAAAACAAUUAUGCAAUGAUGGAUUCUGUCCAAUUCUAGAAGUCUUAUACUGUCUUCAUCCUGGGAUUUGAAGAAGGAAAACAAAGGAAGAAGAAACUCAUCAUCAUAAAUAUUGGACCAGGAUCAAAGAUGCAACAAGGGCGUGGAUAUAAAGUCUUAAAAAUACUGGAUGGGGAAGAACAUGCGUCUUAAAUGCCUUCUCAUAUUGUAUGUAAUAGACAAAUGAAUGGAGUAUGAGCUGAUAGAGUUCUGCGUCUUGGUUUGAUUUUGUACCAUAUUUUUGAUUUAUCACACCAAAGCCUGCUCUCAAAACUGGUACUUAGAUUGGUACUUAGAUAGAUUGGAUUGCUAAUGUUUGGUAAUGCUAAUGGUACCAAUUCUAAGAGCUUGAUUGGAUGUCAUGAAGUCCACACCAUCUGAGCAAAGGGAAACUGUCAAUACGACGUCAUGUUAGACUAAGACCCAGCCCUCUUUUAAGCCCUGGUCCAUUGUUUGUACAUAAGGAUUGUCUGAAUAUGGAAUGUUUAUUUAAAUCUUUGCGUAUGCUAGCAUUUUUUUCAGGUAAAUAGAUUCAUGAUUAGAACUUAUUGCUUGACUCUGAUUGUCUGAUUGAUUGAUUGAUUGAUGAAUUGGGUUGAUUGGCAGUAGACUUUACAAGCAGCAGUGUCUAUCAAUGCUCGGUUUGGGUGUUAAUAUAUUUUUUCCGGUGAAAAUGUUGAGGAGAACAAAAAGUCUAUAAAUCUAUCAUAUAUAUUUGUGAAAAUGCCUUUAAUAAUAUCAUGUAAAAUGUUUCAAUAAUCAGCAUAUUUGGGCUCAGUAAAAUUUUUACACUCUUUUCCGCCCGUCCAUCUGAACAACGACGACAAAAGGCCAGUGAAUGGAAUUCUAGAAUGUUCCAGUUCAUCCUAAAACAUUGCUAAGGAUUCUAGAAUUCUUUAAAAAGUGAAAAAAAGCGCUUGUCAUUUCGUAAUCUGUACUGGAAACAUCCUUUUCUGUGCACGUGUAAAAAUGCUACGUCUUGUCACCAGUAUUUCCAAGUAAUUUAUGGGAAUCACGUCACAAGUUGUUACAGUAAUUAUAAGAUUAGCUGGAUAUAUAUAGAUAUUUUUGUUUGAUUUUUACAGUCACAUUAGCUAACAUUAGCUAGCGAGGUAACAGCAACAAACAUUAGCUAGUGAGGAAAAUUUGGUAAAUGUUAGGUAGUUACAUUAGCUAACCACAUUUCCAGUACAGAUCGAGUCGCGACAGUGCUUUCGCUUGCAGAAAAAACUGAAUAUUUUGUCAUAAAGCCAUAACAGAAUAUGUGAAGUGUCUCAAAGCAUGUUUCUGUAUACUGUAAGUGUCAAUCGUACCACCCCUGGGUUUCAACUCUUCCAUUUUACAAACAGAUUUACAGUAAAUAUAAGUACAGUAGGAUGUGAAACAGCAAAACAGUUACAAAAUAAGUGCUAUAUAAUAAACAAUCGAUAUACAGCAUUUACAUCACCAGUCCUUAAAUAAUCAUUAUUAUUAUUGGGCAAGAAACACAUUUAAGUUACGCACGUAAAUAUCAAAAGUCGUUUCUCACCAAGCGUGGAUUUGCGUCUUCCGGAAUGUUAUGUUAUUUUGAGAAA